GCUGGAGGCGGGCAGGGGCGGAGCAGCCGGCAGGGGCGGGCUCAGGGCGGUUGGUUGGCGCGUCGCCGCAGUGGAAAGGUCCGGGAAAGUUUCUUUGGAGAUCCGGCCCGGUGCGGCCAUGUCCCACGGCCCCAAGCAGCCUGGCGCGGCCUCCGUGUCGGCGGGCAGCAAGGCUCCGGGCCCACACGGGGGCUUUGUGGUGGCUGUCAAGCAGGAGCGUGGCGAGGUCCCGCGGGCAGGCGACAAGGGCUCCCACGAGGAGGAGCCUGUAAAGAAACGAGGCUGGCCGAAGGGCAAGAAGCGGAAGAAGAUUCUGCCGAAUGGACCCAAAGCACCAGUCACGGGCUAUGUGCGCUUCCUGAACGAGAGGCGGGAGCAAAUCCGCACGCGCCACCCGGACCUGCCCUUCCCGGAGAUCACGAAGAUGCUGGGCGCCGAGUGGAGCAAGCUCCAGCCUGCGGAGAAGCAGCGGUACCUGGACGAGGCGGAGAGGGAGAAGCAGCAGUAUAUGAAGGAGCUGCGGGCCUACCAGCAGUCGGAGGCCUACAAGAUGUGUACCGAGAAGAUCCAGGAGAAAAAGAUCAAGAAAGAGGACUCGGGCUCAGGGCUCCUGAACACGCUCCUGAACGGACACAAGGGUGGGGACUGCGAUGGCUUCUCAACCUUUGAUGUCCCCAUCUUCACCGAAGAGUUCUUGGACCAAAACAAAGCGCGGGAGGCGGAGCUGCGACGCCUGCGGAAGAUGAACGUGGCUUUCGAGGAGCAGAACGCCGUGCUGCAGCGGCACACGCAGAGCAUGAGCAGCGCGCGCGAGCGCCUGGAGCAGGAGCUGGCGCUGGAGGAGCGGCGGACGCUGGCCCUGCAGCAGCAGCUCCAGGCCGUGCGCCAGGCGCUCACCGCCAGCUUCGCCUCCCUGCCGGUGCCCGGCACAGGCGAGACCCCGACCCUCAGCACCCUGGACUUCUACAUGGCCCGGCUGCACGGCGCCAUAGAGCGUGACCCCGCGAGGCACGAAGGCCUCAUCCUGCGCAUCAAGGAGAUCCUGGCCCAGGUUGCCAGCGAGCAUCUGUAGGGCCAGGCGCCCGCACAUCCGAGGAGCAGCGCUGCGCUCGGCCCUCCCGAUGCCCGGCCGAUGGAGGAGAGGCUGGGGGUCCACCCUUUGGGGCCAGGCCCCAUCCUGCACCUUGGGGGCUUCAGCCCCCCUAAAAGUAAAUCUCUACAGCACCCCUUCAGCUUUCAGCCUUCCCAGCCCAGAGGAGCACUGGAGAGAAACCUAUCAGCCUUGGGUCACAGGGCCCGAGGGACCCCCAGCCCGAGCAGGCACAGGGCCGGCAGCACAUGCCCCAUGGGCAGGGCUGCCUGGGGCUCCCGUGCACCCCCAGAACUGUAUGCUGGGUGGCAGCUCUCGGCCCCAGCAGGGCCUGGGGAGGGGCCUGACCGCCCCCCAGCCCAGCUGAGCGACUCUUACAGAGCAGAUAAUUCCCACUGCUCAAUCCGGACUUUUAAAUAAAAACUCACAGAAUUUGCUUUUUGA
Messenger RNA from Cavia porcellus (domestic guinea pig), 1534 nucleotides. RefSeq names its product high mobility group 20B (gene Hmg20b). The record is from RefSeq and is a predicted model, not a curated record. Gene Ontology annotation, biological process: regulation of gene expression. The coding region runs from base 119 to 1072 and encodes 317 amino acids. The transcript is spliced from 10 exons. Lineage: Eukaryota; Metazoa; Chordata; Mammalia; Rodentia; Caviidae. Gene Ontology annotation, cellular component: nucleus.